Messenger RNA from Cynocephalus volans (Philippine flying lemur), 2176 nucleotides. It is a transcript of the gene GBP5, whose product is annotated as guanylate binding protein 5. The transcript has 11 exons. Gene Ontology annotation, molecular function: GTP binding; GTPase activity. NCBI's taxonomy places the organism in Eukaryota, Metazoa, Chordata, Mammalia, Dermoptera, Cynocephalidae. Bases 101 to 1858 code for a protein of 585 amino acids. The record is from RefSeq and is a predicted model, not a curated record.
AGUUAGAACUUCUACCAAAUUCUCGUCGAAGAAGCUUUCUUAGCAGCUGUAAAAACCUCUGCUCUUGAUUUUCUAAUUAAGACAAAGUAACAACCUGAACAUGGCCUCAGAGACCCACAUGCCAGGCCCUGUGUGCCUCAUUGAGAACACAACAGGGCAACUGGUAGUUAAUCAAGAGGCUCUGAAGAUCCUGUCUGCCGUGACGCAGCCUGUGGUGGUGGUGGCUAUUGUGGGCCUCUACCGCACAGGCAAGUCCUACCUGAUGAACAAGCUGGCUGGACAGAAAAAGGGCUUCUCUGUUGGAUCCACGGUGCAGUCUCACACCAAGGGAAUCUGGAUGUGGUGUGUGCCUCAUCCCAAGAAGCCAGAACACACCCUCGUUCUGCUUGACACAGAGGGCCUGGGAGAUGUAGAGAAGGUUGACAACAAUGAUACCCAGAUCUUUGCACUGGCGCUCCUGCUGAGCAGCACGUUUGUGUACAAUACCAUGAACAAAAUUGACCAGGGGGCUAUUGACCGACUGCACAAUGUGACAGAACUGACAGAUCUGCUCAGUGCAAGGACUGCAUCUAAUCUUGAUGGGGUUGAUGCUGCUGCUGACUUUGUGAGCUGCUUUCCAGACUUAGUAUGGACUCUGAGAGAUUUCUACCUAGACCUAGAAAUAAAUGGGCAACUCAUCACAGCAGAUGAAUACAUGGAGAAUUCACUGAGACCAAAACGAGGUAGUGAUGAAAGAGUUCAACAGUACAAUUUGCCUCGUCUGUGUAUACAGAAAUUCUUUCCGAUAAAGAAAUGCUUUAUCUUUGACUUACCCGCUUACCGGAAAAAACUUGCCCAGCUUGAGGAACUGCAUAACGAUGAGCUGGAUCCUGAAUUUGUGCAACAAGUGGCCGAAUUCUGUUCCUACAUCUUCAGCCAUUCCACGGUCAAGACUCUUCCAGGAGGCAUCAAGGUCAAUGGGCCCCGUCUAGAGAACCUGGUACUGACCUACAGCAAUGCCAUCAGCAGUGGGGAGCUGCCCUGCAUGGAGAACGCAGUCCUGACCUUGGUGCUGACAGAGAACUCAGCUGCGGUACAAAAGGCCAUUGCCCACUAUGACCAGCAGAUGGGCCAGAAGGUGCAGCUGCCCACAGACACCCUCCAGGAGCUGCUGGACCUGCACGGAGCCUGUGUGAGAGAGGCCACUGAAGUCUUCAUAAAGAACUCUUUCAAGGAUGUGGACCAAAGAUUUCAGAAGGAAUUACAGACCAUACUAGAUGAAAAGCAGAAUGAUAUUUGCAAGCAGAACUUGGAAGCAUCAUUGGAUCAUUGCUCAACUUUACUUCAGAGUAUUUUUGGUCCUCUACAAGAAGCAGUUAAGCAGGGGGUUUAUUCUAAGCCAGGAGGCCAUAAUCUCUACAUUAAGAAGAUUGAAGAGUUGAAGGCAGAGUACUCUCAGAGGCCUAAGAAAGGAAUACAGGCGGAGGAAGCCCUGCAGAAAUAUUUAAAGUCCAAGGAAUCUGUGAGUGACACAAUUCUACAAACAGACCAGGCUCUCACAGCGAGGGAAAGGGAGAUGGAAGAGGCACGUGUGAAAGCAGAGGCUGCACGGGCUAAAGCACAAAGGUUGGAGGAGAUUCAAAGGCAGAACCAGCAAAUGAUGGAGCAGAGGGAGAGAGAGCAUCAGGAACAAGUGAGGCAAAUGCAGAUAAACCAUGCAAACUGGCUGGCAGAGCAACAGAGGGCCCAGCAGCGUCAGCUCCAGGAAGACGCUAGAAGGCGCGCUGCAGAAGCCGAAGCAGAAAGAGCAAGAAUUCUUAACGAGAUCCAUAAUUUACAUGUUCAUGCCUCAUCAAAUGAUCCAUGUAUCCUACUCUAAAGUGCUAAAUAUCAGAGCUCCUUUUCUGACUCCUCUUCACUGAAGACACAACGGAAUGAGAAACUAUAGAACUUGGGACAAUGAACUUUUAAAUAAACUUCGUAAUUAUAUCAAACUUUUGUAUAGAGUUAUGAGGUUAUUAUGCUGGCAACUGGUAAAAUGUACAUCUCAGCAGUUCAAUAGUUUACAUGAUGAUUGCUUCCUUGAAGAGAUUAUGGACUGUAUAAUAAGGGAUGUUUUACAAUUGCCUUUAUUUAGGAGUAAUAUUGGGAUGGUUCCAUAAGGGGAAGCUUUCUCUUACAUCCCUAUGCUACCUGU